Trichomycterus rosablanca is the source of this 1111-nucleotide messenger RNA. Its product is annotated as probable polypeptide N-acetylgalactosaminyltransferase 8. The record is from RefSeq and is a predicted model, not a curated record. Gene Ontology annotation, cellular component: Golgi apparatus. Gene Ontology annotation, molecular function: polypeptide N-acetylgalactosaminyltransferase activity. NCBI's taxonomy places the organism in Eukaryota, Metazoa, Chordata, Actinopteri, Siluriformes, Trichomycteridae. The transcript has 8 exons. Bases 1 to 987 code for a protein of 328 amino acids. Gene Ontology annotation, biological process: protein O-linked glycosylation.
AUGGGAAUCCAGUUUGAAUUAAGCUCCAGUGUCAAACAGCUUUCUCUGCACCUGAGUCUGCACAAGAUCAGGAGCGCAAACGAGGAAAUUAUUUUAAAGACACUGGAAGGAAAUGAAAAGCUACUCAAUAAAAUAGGUAAGUUGUUUUGGUCUUUGAAUGAUCGGAUUUUAUUUGAUAAUGGGCUGUUAUCUGAAACUUUGGAGCUGAGUAUUCAAAAAGCAAACUGCAAGCAAACCGAUGAACUGCAGGCUGCAAAAGCAGAGCUGACAAGGCGGGUGAACAAGUUGUUUCCAGACUCUAAUUUGUUCAGAGUAUGGGGAGGUGAUCUUUCUGAGCAGGAGCAGAAGAUAGCUGAGAACCUUUUCAAGCUUUAUGGUUAUAAUGUGUUCCUUAGUGACAAAUUACCACUCAACAGGACACUACCGGACACUCGAGACUCCAGACCAGAGGAUCAUGGAAUUGAUAUAGGAGAUGUGACAGAAAGAAAAAAACUGAGAGAGCGUCUGCAGUGUAAACCAUUCAAAUGGUACCUGGAGAACGUCUAUCCAGAAUUAGACCCCUGGGACAAUGUAGUUGGCUAUGGUGUAGUACGCAAUGACCUAUUAGAAAAUAACUGCAUUGAUCAGGGUCCUGUUCCUGGCAGUAUACCUAUUUUUUAUCAAUGCCAUUUUUCAGCCCCUCAGCUCUGUUACUAUAGGAGGAGUGGGGAGUUUUACAUUGGGGGCAUCAAAUCUCACAGGUACAACAGUAACCGCUGCCUGGUGGACCCUGGUCAAGGGGCCACACCUGCAUUGCAUGACUGUAAAAUGGCCAAGGCAAAAGGAUUUCAUAUGCACUGGGACUUUAAACAGGGUCAUGCAAUAAGGAAUAAAGACACAGGACGAUGUCUGGAAAUUGCUCAAGGAGUGGAGAUGUGGUACGAGCUUGUCAUUCAGACUUGCAGUGGCCAACAAUGGAGAAUACAGCAUGUUGCUGAAGAAUUUUAACUACAACCAUAAUUGCCUUAUUUAUUUACAGACCAAAGAAUGUAACACAAGAAAUAAUGUACACUAAAAGAUCCAAAGAAUGUGUUACAACCACAACCACUACUAACAGGUGUAAAAAGUAAUA